Molecule: messenger RNA, 7629 nt
Organism: Pecten maximus
Lineage: Eukaryota; Metazoa; Mollusca; Bivalvia; Pectinida; Pectinidae
Product: multiple C2 and transmembrane domain-containing protein 1-like
Exons: 20
Coding region: 171-3071 (966 amino acids)
Biological process (GO): regulation of neurotransmitter secretion
Cellular component (GO): synaptic vesicle membrane
Molecular function (GO): calcium ion binding
Source: RefSeq, a predicted model, not a curated record
UACUCAUCACUACCAACACUAGAGACCUGUUUGUUUACAUUACUACCUUUCUAUAGCCUCCAUCUUAUACACCUCAUUUGUGCUGAGGAAUGCCAUUCACCAGGAUGACCUGCCAUGGCUGUAUGAUCUUUAUGCGUGUGUGACACAGUUGUAAAAAGGAAACCGACAGGAUGUCAGGAAAGCGUGUCCCCAUCUCUGCUGCAUCAUAUCACCAUGAGCAGACGACAUCAUGUACAAUAGCAGAAGUUGGAAGCCUCCAGGAGCCGUCACCUUUCAAUGAGAUAACAGAGGUCGUGUUAAGCUACUCCCCUAAUCCAUCUCCUGGGCAAUCACCUGGACAUUCACCUGGACCCUCCCCAGACCACAGGUCAAGGUCAUCUACCCAAGGUGUGUACCUGACCAGUACCCCCAUCAUGUCCACUUCAUCCUCCGAUGGUGAACCCAUUCUGUCAUCUGCUUCAGCUAUUAUGUCACGUCACGAGAAAAAGAAAAAGAAAUGGUACAGACGACUUGGACAGCAGGUGAAGAAGUCAUUUGGUUCUAAAAGUGAUUUAAGUACAAGAAAGAUGAGCAGGUCAGAAGAAGAACUGAUCGUUGUAUCUGGUCAAUCCUUGACAAUGACGUCAGCAUUUAACUUUGGACAUGCCAAUUCGAUGGUGAACCUAACAGGCACAGUACCUGAUACAAAAGAGUAUCGGCGUACAACUCUACAUGAACUUCCUAUGGACAGGUGUGCUUCUGACCAGUACUUAUUGCGGGGAGGGGAUACAACCCUUGAGACAAGAAGUCUCCCCACCAUGAGUCCAAAACGCUACCAUCAACUCCAAGGCCAAAGUGAUUUGUCUCUGUCCACUCAGGAUUCUGACCAUUCAGAUUUUGAUAGCCGGUCAGACACCCUUGAUGAUGAUUCGGCCAUUUGUGUCACUAGCAGGAUUAAUUAUUUACCGGGGGACAGGUCAGACUUCCAGGAAUUAAACAUCAGACAGCGACAGCAGGCGUUGAUGCAGCAUUCGUUCUUUGUCCUAGAAGUAUGGCUACGAGAAGGUCGUGAUUUAGUAGUGAGAGACAGCUGUGGUACCAGUGACCCCUAUGUGAAGUUCAAGGUGGGAAGUAAGCAGUACUACAAAUCUAAGACUGUGUACAAGAACCUGAACCCCCAGUGGGACGAGCGCCUGACUAUCCCUAUAGAGGAUGUGUACCGACCAGUCAAUGUUAAAGUGUUCGAUUAUGACCGUGGAAUUAGUGAUGACCCCAUGGGGUCAGCAGAGAUUGACCUCACCACUCUGGAACUCAAUACGGCGACAGAUCUGAAGCUAAAUCUAGCAGAUGGUGGUAAGAAUGAAGACUACAUGGGCUAUCUCCUGUUACAGUGUACACUGGUGCCAAAGACAAUCCAAGAAAAGGAAACGACGACAUUCAAGACAAAAGGUGCCGUGAAAAGUGGCGACUCAAGCAAGAAACUGAAGAUGCAGAUCUGGUGUGGAGUUGUGACGAUUGUGUUGGUGGAGGGAAGAGACCUGGUGCCUAUGGAUAAUAAUGGCUAUAGUGAUCCAUAUGUCAAGUUCAGGUUAGGUGCUGAGAAGUACAAAAGUAAGUUUAAAACGAAAACACUGAAUCCCACGUGGUUGGAACAGUUUGACCUGCGCAUGUAUGAUGACCAAAGCCGUAGCCUAGAGAUCACCGUCUACGAUCACGAUGUCACCGGGCGUGAUGACUUCAUGGGCAGAGCGGUGAUCGACCUGUCUCAGGUAAAACACGAGGUCACCCAUACGUUUGACCAGGCCCUUGAAGAUGGGGCAGGCGUCAUCAAGAUACUGCUGACAGUUAGCGGGACAUGUGGCACGGAGACCAUCUCGGACCUUGCCAACUUCACAGUCAACCCCAAUGACCGCGAAGACAUCGUGGCCAAAUAUAAUGUGAAAAAUUCCUUCAAAACCUUGAAAGACAUUGGUUGGCUUCAAGUCAAAGUGUUCCGUGCUCAAAAUUUGGCAUCUGCUGACAUAGGAGGGAAGAGUGAUCCGUUCUGUGUGCUAGAACUAGUCAACGCCCGACUACAGACACAAACCGAGUACAAAACUCUCAACCCGGAGUGGAACAAGGUCUUCACAUUCAAUGUGAAGGACAUCCAUUCUGUGUUGGAGGUGACAGUGUAUGAUGAGGACAGGGACAAAAAAGUGGAGUUCUUGGGGAAGUUGGCCAUCCCUAUUCUCAAUAUAAAAAGAUGUGAGAGGCGAUGGUACGCACUCAAAGACAAGAAACUGAUGCGGCGAGGCAAGGGAGUCAUCCAACUCGAACUAGACUUUGUGUACAAUCAUCUGAAGGCAGCUAUCCGGACAGUGAAUCCUAAGGAGGAGAAAUAUAUGCAACCUGAUCCCAAAUUUAAAAUAUCUGUGAUGAAAAGGAACAUUGACCGUGUCUCCCAGUUAGCCAGCUCCUUUAUUGAGGGGGGCAAGUUUAUCCAGAGCUGUUUUGAUUGGGAGUCUCGAGCACGGAGUAUAUCUGCCUUUAUUGCCUACCUUGUGAUCGUUUGGUGCUUUGAGCUGUACAUGCUCCCCAUCACGCUGUUGAUCAUCUUCCUCAAAAACUUCAUUAUCGUAUCUGUGACAGGAGCCUUCGCCUCCAACUCCAACAUUGAGGAUGCCUAUGUUGACUCAGAUGAUGAAGAUGAUGACGAUGACAAAGAUAAGAAAAAGGAGGAGAAGAAGAGUUUUAAAGAGAAAUUACAUGCAAUACAAGAGGUCUGUCUACAAGUACAACAGGGCAUGGACAUGGCCGCAUCUUUAGGUGAACGGGUCAAAAAUGCAUUUAACUGGACAGUGCCCUGGCUCUCCAUGCUGGCUGUGAUAGCCUUGACGAUUGGUGUGAUAGUGCUGUAUUCCAUCCCUCUACGUUUCCUCAUACUGGCCUGGGGUAUCAACAAGUUUACCAAGAAGCUGAGAGCUCCCAAUGCCAUUCCAAACAAUGAACUACUAGAUUUCCUGUCUCGGGUACCCUCAGACAGUGAGUUGAUACAAUACAGGGAACUGCGUCCUGACGCCCAGUCAAUGUCGAAAAAGUCCAAACAAGCAUAGCAGGACCCAUGUAAGGACAUAUUGGAUAGUGGUCUGUGUUACCUAAACCAUGACUGCGUGUGAUACACAACAUCAGUGAUAUCAAUGUUGCUGAAGCAAACUGUGGCAGUUCAUGUCAUACACUGCUGAUCAAGGGUAUAUACCCAGCAGUACACUGUAUACAGGUGGCUGAAGGUCACGACAAUCAAUGUUGACCUUGAUAUCGUCAAAACCAUACAUUUUACGGUUGUGCUUGAAAGUACAAACUUUUGUAAAGACUACAAGUCACUUACCGGGAGAAGUUUGAAGGUGGAAAAUAUCUGUCUGAUAGUUAUAAACUAUCAAUAAUGACUACGAUGGCUAUCGUAUAAUUACCAUGGCUUAACAUAGACACUGGUUACCAUGCUGAUGGUAGCAGCAUUUAAAAAUAGACACUGAUUACCAUGGUAAUGGUACGGAUUCUUUUCUGUGUUGGUGAUAUUAUCACCAUUUCUAAGGCAGCUGUAUUUGUUUAACUCUUACUUUUAGUCCCUAUACCUACCCACAGGGUCAUACUCAUUAACUAGAUAACUGUCAACUCAAUAUACCUAUGGCAGUUCUACUGUAAUGGUUACCAUAGCAACAGAUGUGCUAUAUACUGAUGGUGUCUUAGAGAUUCACAGAGUCUCUCCUUGAGGAGAAGAGACUCAUUUGCUGGAUAAGUGUGACUCUCCUUGUGAAGAAAAUCCGCUGUGUUUUUCCUUGUGGAAAAGAGAUCCGCUGUGUUUUUCCUUGUGGAAAUGAGAUCUGCUGGGUUUUUCCUUGUGGAAAUGAGAUCCGCUGGGUUUUUCCUUGUGGAAAAGAGAUCCGCUGGGUUUUUCCUUGUGGAAAAGAGAUCCGCUGUGUUUUUCCUUGUGAAGAAAAUCCGCUGUGUUUUUCCUUGUGGAAAAGAGAUCCGCUGUGUUUUUCCUUGUGGAAAAGAGAUCCGCUGUGUUUUUCCUUCUACAGAAGAGAUCAAGUGUCUCCUUGUGGGAAAGAGAUUCACCGAGCAUCUCCUUGUGAAGAGGAGAGAAGAUGUUUAUAAAAUCUGUGUGAAAUUCUGUUGACACAAGAUUUUAGAUUGGUCUUGUUUUCCUUGGGGUAUCAUUUUCAAGUCAGGAAAUAACAUAUUGAAGUCUGUUUUGUACCAAUAUGAAUUUCAGAACAUCAAAUUGAAGAGAUAUUUGUUUGUGAAAAUGUGUUUGUAUGAUUGUUCCUGUGUAUAACAGAGUGUGAUGGAUAUUUGUAUAAUGUUAUAGAGUCCACACACUCAGCAAGAUAUUCACACUUUCGCACUGCUGAACUUUUCGGUGAAUACGAAGCGAUACACAUGUGUUGUAAGAGGAAGAAGAAUCAGAGAAGUUGACAUAGCUGUCUUGAGAGAAUGGAGGCUUUAUAUCAACUCGUAACCCCAGAUGUUUUGUAAUGAAGGAGGAAUCAUAGAUUUACAUUCCAUAUGCAAGAAGGAGAAAAGAAUCUCAUUUGUUGUUGAUGAUGCAUGCAAUGCUUUCUAAAUCAACAUUUUCAUUUUCCAUUAUAAUCAAACCAUGCAAGAUUUUGAUUGGUAGUCUAAUUAUAGCCUGUGUAAUAUUCCACAUUACAGAUUGAUUUAAUUAUUAAUUUCAUGUAAUUGUUUAUUAAAGAAAUCCAUACCUUAUACUUGGUUACAUUACUGGUAAUUUACUUCUUUUUUGUGAGUUUUUAUUGUGCUUCAAACAUCAUAUGCUCAUAGAUUUUAAUUUGUGUUUAGGUAAAUAAAUAUAGACUUGCAUCAGCAUAAUAUCAGUAAUUGAUCAAAUGAACACUGAAUAGACACACAAUUUUGUGACUUGCAGUUCCCGUUUUGAGAUAUGGGUUACGUCUGACACCUGACUUUGGGGAAAUUAUUGGCUGAAUGUUGAUCAGGAUAUCACUUUCUUAAGACUUAAUUCUGAAUAUUUUUAGAGGAAAUCAUACUUCAAAACUCUUUCCUUCAUCUGUUCAUUUUAAAUCAGAUUCCGAUACACUACCUUUCAUUCAUGUUAUAAAAAGAAACUCCAGAAAGUCAAAGAUAAAUAUUGUAUAUUUUUUAAGGAUGUAGCUGAUGAUUACUAAAUGAGGCUGAUGGAAGUUGGACCUGAAUCUCCAAUUUUCUGUUCUAGUAUUAAUAAAUAAUAGCAAAAUUAAUGUAAUUACACAUGGUUUUAUAACGUAAUUCGACCUGAAUCUCAAAUUUUCUGUUUUAGGUUAAUAGUAUUAAUAAAUAGUAGCAAAAUUAAUGUAAUUACAUGUGGUUUAGCUUAGCAAAAUUAAUGUAAUUACAUGUGGUUUUAUAAUGUACGUGUGAAGUACGAGUGUUACAUCAUUUUCCUUGAUUAUUGCUGAUUAGUUUAAUGUUUGUUUUCAAAGUAUGAGAAUGGUAGUCCUGAUAACACUACAGCAGAAUCGGGCAGACGUUCUAACGGAUCCUUGAUAUACAAAAUGUAUACCUACUUGACAAUUUACUUUUAAAACAGAAAAAAAGUUUUCUCCACUGUGGAAUUUUUCCAGUAUAAAAGCAAAGUCCCAGUUAACAUGGGUUGACAGUAGUGAAGUGUUUUAACAUAGAAAACAGUGAGCAGGCUGUAAGUGUAUGAGUUAAACUUAGUGCUACCCUGUGAUAUGUCUGUUUUUUCCGUCCUGAUCUUUAUUGUCCUCUAGUCCUACUCCUCAUUGUCAGCCACUUAUCAUUUUCACCAGAUAAUAUGACUGGAUGAUGAGGUUUUGUUUAGGAAUGUUGCAAAUUAGCAUUUAAUUUGUCAGUAUAACUUGAUAUACAAUGUAUAAUUAUGUAUUCGAUUAUGAUUGAUUUUCAUCAGAACAUAUCUGGGUUACAUUUAUCUUACUUUAUUGUUUUUUAUGUGUAGGAGUUACUAACUGUAAAACUGUUAUUUUUUGUUCUGAUUUCAAAUCUAUUUUAUAUUAACAUCAUAAGGUACAAAUAAAAUUGAAAUAAUUUUGUAAUUAUGAAAAUUAAUUUCAAUCCUUAUACUUACAUAUCUAUUAGACCAAUGAAAUAUUGGGUGUUGUUCAAUGAAUUAAAGUGCUACUGCAGUAAUGAUUGAUGUCAUAAUCAAGUGAAUCUGUAAAUUUCAUUUCUUUUCCACUUAUACGAUAGAAUGAUACAUUAUAUGAUAGAAUGAUACAAUGUUUUUACACAUGCUGGUUUAAGUUAUUGAAGUAGUCUGCGCUUUACCUCUGAAAUAUUACUGACAUUCAAUACCCAUAUCCUAUAUUUAUACCUGUCCAGAAGAAAAAACAUUAACCCUUAUUUUGAUUGGGGGCUUGAAGUUACUUAAGAGUUUAGGGCCGCAGGGCUUCAGAAAAUAAUCUAAACACAGAUUUUUCAAAACUGUUAUGAAAUUUGUAGGUAAAAAAACAGAAUUAGAAUUAAGCAGGGAAUUAAAAAAAAAUAUCUUAUUUUCAGCUAUUGAUGCAUUUCUUUUUGUUUCUUGAUUUUAUUUGAUUUUUUUUUAUUGUUAAUAUAGUGUUAGCCAUUACACUUUACUGGCUGAUGAGGUUUUUUAACACCAGGUAUUGCUUCAAUUACUAUUCCUUAAUUCAAUUAUGUGCACUGGAAAGCAUUGCUGCAUGUUUUCAUCAAUGCUUCUCCUAAACUCCAGCUUUGCUUUGCAAUGGAAAAGUUAAUUUACUGAAUCUCGUUUAGUCACAGAUAAUUUGUGAAACCAUGGCCUGUGCACAGAGCAACUAUUGAAAAGACAAGAACCUCAUAUUUUUACCAAUGUACAUGGUACACUGUACUUGAUUAUAUAUAUCAUUUCCUUGUAUAUUAUAUACCUACUGUCUCUUGUUUAAUGUAUUAGCCCAAUUUGUAUAAAUGUAUCCCGAGUUACUUUCAAUGUACAUGAUUUGUGUUUACAAUUGUCAAACUCAGCUUUAUCAAGUUCAGAUACCUAAUGAGAUUUUUUGUGUAAUUCAGAUGAAAUUGCAGAAACAGGAUUCCCUUCUAUUUAAAAUGUAUAUACCUGCAAUAUUACUAUGUUUAGAUCUAUAAAUACCAUUUCAUGGUCUGAUGUUGAAAAAUAGAUUUUAGUCACUGUGAGGUCAGGUAAAAUGUUGGAUCAAAAUUUGUAUCUUUGUGUAUCCAUACCUGUUUAUUUGAUAUACAAAAUGUAUACCCUUUCAAUUUUAUUUACAUGCAUUGUUUUCAGUCAUUUUAACUAUUUCUAAUUAAGUCUCAUUCAUCAUAAAAUUGUUUGGUUAUUGAUUUCAUGUACAGAAAAACAUCAUGAAUACUAUUAUAAAGAAUGUACAUCUCUUAGAAUUUAUUUUCAAAGUCCAUGAUUGUCUGUAGUUAUCUUAGUUAACAAUAUGUUAUAAUAUAUGUCUGUAGUUAUCUAAGUUAACAAUAUGUUAUAAUAUAUGUCGGUAGUUAUCUAAGUUAACAAUAUGUUAUAAUAUAUGUCGGUAGUUAUCUAAGUUAACAAUAUGUUAUAAUAUAUGUCUGCAGUUAUCUAAGUUAACAAUAUGUUAUAAUAUAUGUCGGUAGUUAUCUUAGUUAACAAUAUGUUAUAAUAUAUGU